AUGCCCCGAUCUUACUCCGAAGAUAUAAUAGACUCUGAUUCAGACGCCGACUCCCCAAACCCGCUCGCUGCAGCCCUCGUAACCCGCGCCCACAGACUCCUGGACUCCCUCGAGUCGCUGCAGACCCACCUGCGCCGACACUCGCUAACAAAAGAGGUUGAAAUCCGACCCUUCGCGACCUCGCUACGCAGCGAAACGCGCAUGCUUGAGGCCCUCGCCGCUACCCCGCCCACCCCAGAAUCCACACACUCCAUGCGCAGUUCGAACUUGAGUUACCUGGAGGCCGUGUGGAAAUGCGCACGUGCACAAGUGGGCGUUCGUGGAAUCUGUCAAAGCUUUGGGUUUGUUGAUAAGGAGGGCAAGGCGGGGGAUUGGGGUGGUGGGCACUCUAAGGAGAGGAAGGGCAAGAAAGGGAGCGUUUGCGUGGAUGUGGUCGCUGGGAAUGGGCUCGUCUGGAUUAAGGUUUCCACCAUCACGGCAGAGAGGGUUGUGCAUUCGCUGGCGAAGGGUGGGUGGGAGGAUGCAGAGGGUGAGGUUGGGCUCGUCAAGUGUGUCAGGGGGUUAGUGAAGGCGAGUGGGUGCUUUAGGGUGCAGUAUUUACACCCCAGUGUACUUGUCUGGCUGCCGAGUUUAUUGUUGGAUGGUGGAGGGGAGGGGGCGCAGGGGGAGGAGAGGGUUGCAGUGGAGGGGUUCAUUAAGGCGAUUAUGGCGGAAGGGGCUAGAGUGCAACUUGGCUCUGGGGCUAUCCUGGGUGGGGAAGAAGACCCGAUAGCAGCUGCGAUAGAAACAUCUGCUGAAAAAGCGCUCCAAGAAAUGAUAAAACCCCUAAUCACAACCUCCACAACCAUAAACCUCGACGUUACAAUCCUACUGGCCCUGGUCUCAGACAUAACCCACGGCCCGGUGGCCAUCCAGGAGCGCUUCCACCCCGCCAUACACCGCCAAUUAGCGCUCGAGUCCUCCGGCCGCCGCAUGGGCGAGGAAAUCUAUCCGCUCCUGCACGCCCGCACCCUCCUCACCACGGUCACGGCGAAAAAGCGCUUUGUGGAGAUCGUGGACAUUGUCGGCAGUUCCAGCGAGAAGGAGCGCACGAGAAUGGUCCUGGAAGGGCAGGCGGAGGAGGGGGAGUGGGAGGGGCUAAGCACGUAUGGACUCGACCAUAACAGUGCCGGAGCGAGUGGGGGGAAGUGGGAGCUGAAGUUGCCGGUUGGCGUCAUCGAAGACGACUGGGCUCCUGAGAAUCAACCGCAGCAGAGGAUUGUGGCCAAGUUAAGCACUGUGAAUAGGGCUGUGUUCGUGACCGGCUGGAAGAAGGGCUUCACUACGAUUACCUCGAAUCGCACUGUUGCGAAGACUAUUGAGGGGCUCAUCGAAGAUGGGGAGACUGGACCGGAUAUGUUUGUUUUGAAUACCAGUCGGAGUCUUGUGGGGAAGGCUAAGCGGAUUGAUGUUUGA
This is a messenger RNA of Tuber melanosporum (Perigord truffle), 1455 nucleotides long. RefSeq lists its product as uncharacterized. The transcript is spliced from 2 exons. Bases 1 to 1455 code for a protein of 484 amino acids. NCBI's taxonomy places the organism in Eukaryota, Fungi, Ascomycota, Pezizomycetes, Pezizales, Tuberaceae. The record is from RefSeq and is a predicted model, not a curated record.